Sphenostylis stenocarpa is the source of this 1305-nucleotide messenger RNA. The record is from the annotation of a GenBank genome assembly. Lineage: Eukaryota; Viridiplantae; Streptophyta; Magnoliopsida; Fabales; Fabaceae.
AUGGGUGCCUCAGGAAAAUGGGUAAAGGCUUUAAUCGGACUCAAGAAAACAGACAAAGACGAACAUGUGAAAGAGGGUGGCAAGAGCAAGAAGUGGAGGCUAUGGAGGAGUUCCUCUGGGGAUAUGGGCUCUUGGAAGGGUUUCAAAGGAAACCACCAGAAAGCAGCUUCUGAAGGGUCUGAUUCUCCACCUCUUGUAGCAGCAGAUGCUUACACAGCCGCAGUAGCGACUGUGGUUCGAGCUCCACCUAAGGAUUUCAGACUCGUCAAACAAGAAUGGGCCACUAUAAGAAUCCAAACUGCUUUCCGUGCCUUCUUGGCAAGAAGGGCUUUGAGGGCAUUGAAGGGAGUGGUGAGGAUUCAAGCUCUUGUGCGGGGGAGACAGGUGAGGAAACAAGCUGCAGUGACAUUGAGGUGCAUGCAAGCCUUGGUACGGGUUCAGGCCCGUGUAAGAGCUCGUCGUGUGAGGAUGUCCAUAGAGGGGCAAGCUGUGCAGAACAUGCUUAAUGAAAGGCGCAGUAAGCUUGAACUUUUGAAGCAAGCUGAGAAUGUGCAGGAAGGAUGGUGUGACAGCAGAGGGACGUUGGAGGACGUUAAAGCAAAGAUACAGAUGAGGCAAGAAGGAGCUUUCAAAAGGGAAAGAGCAAUUGCUUACUCUCUUGCUCAAAAGCAAUGCAGAUCAACCCCAAGUAAUUCACGAACUGAUGGCACUUUUUCCUCUCUGAAGAGUCAUGAGAUUAACAAAGCUAACUGGGGGUGGAACUGGUUGGAGCGUUGGAUGGCAGCCAAGCCUUGGGAGAGUAGAUUGAUGGAACAAUCUCAGGCAGAAGCCUUUUUAGAUAAAACCCCACCUCCAAAGAAGUUUGAGGAAUCCUUUGUCAGCUCUAAUUCCAAACCAUGUUUAGUCAAAGUCAAGAAGAACAACAUGACAACAAGGGUUUCUGCUAGGCCCUCAAGUCCAAGUUCUGAGUUUCGAUAUGAUGAGAGUUCUGCAUCUUCUUCCAUUUGUACAUCUACAACGCCAAUGUCUGGGAACACUUGUGACAGGACUGAGGAUAGUAAUGGUAAUGUUGUUGCUAGGCCUAAUUACAUGAACCUGACUCAGUCCACAAAGGCAAAGCUAAAGACAAGUAGUAAUCAUGUGUAUAAUAGAGCUCAAAGGCAACAGUCCAUGGAUGAGUUUCAAUUUCUCAAGAGGGCAGCGGUUUUCUCUAAUGGAGAUUCCAAAAGCACUGCAGGUUCUGACCCUUCAAUAAACUCUUCUACGCCACUUCACGUGGACAAGAGCUCAGUGAGGCCACGGUGA